CAUAUUUUUGUUUUCCACUUUUAUUUCCAAGUGUGUCGUGACGCUGGACAGAUGAGCAGCAGGGACGGUGGGAGCUUUACCCGCCUUCACAACAGCGGCCUCGAGCAGUCACCGCCGCACCAGCAUCAGCGUCAUCACCACCGCGGAGGAGGAGGAGGAGGACAAGGACAACGACGUCAGCAGCAGCAUCCGAAUGGGCGACAGAGCGACCUCGAAGGAGGGCAGCAGCAGGGCGAGCACGAGCACGAGGAGGACGAGGACGACGAGGAGGAGCUGCCCGAGGCGUCGUCCAGCCUGCGAGUGCGGUUUAGCUCGCGGUUUCUGCGUGUCUUCCUGAUCAUGACUGGCUUCGAUGCGCUGUUUGAGCUGCUGCUGUUCGUCGUCGUCGCAAAGACAGAGAGCGUCAGUGCGAGCGACUUUUUCAACCAGCAGGCCGUCCACUUUAAGUUUGCAACGAGCGUCUUUGAUGUCAUGAUGCUGGCGUCUGCACGAUUGUUUGUGCUGCUGUUGACCUUCGUGAUCGCCAAGCCUCAUGGGAGCAUUGUCGCGGUCACGACGCUGGCGUCGACUGCGUACUUGCUGGCAAAGGUGUUUUAUUACAGCUUCUCAAGCAGCGAUCCGGGUGAAUACAUUUUGUUGAUUGUCGCGUUCGUCAUGCCCUGGCUCCAAGCGUGGAUGUGGGCUGCGCGAGCCUUCCGUAAUCGGAGCAACAAGCGUCAAGCGGCCUUGGCUGCUUCGCUGAAUGAGACUGCGAGUCUUCUCAACAACUCGUACGGCGUGGCAACGUAUGCGCCACAAUCCUCAUCCCGCUAUGGCACGGCUCCAGUGUUCCGGGAAAUUGAAAAGUCGCCCGCGUAUGCCACUCGAUUCGGUCAGCAUGAGGAUGAAACCACGGCCCAAUUGCCUGGCUUGUCGCGUGAAGAAACCCCAUUCCGCACACCUCCCGAACUGGAUGAGCAAAGCAUUGCCGACGAAGAAACCAAGUCCUUGAUGGAUCAGGCAGCACCGAAUAGCGCCAGCCUGGCCGUUCCCGUGUUCUCCGGUCCUCCCUCGAAGCGCCCGUCUAUCGUGGGUACCUAUAGCCAACCAAACCCAAAGGCGCGUCACAUCCCCCCGAAUCUCGUUCGAGACGCGGAGUAUCGCCGACUGGCGGUUGAAGCGCUGGAUUUGAUGUGGUCGUACUCAAUCUCCAACGACGGUUGGACAUUGUCGUCUGAUAAGAACGAGAGUCAGAUUUAUUGGCGAAAUUCCCCGACUGUCGUUCUGUUCAAGAGUGUGACCGUCCUCGAUGUUUCUCCAACUGCGCUCUUCGAGUUGCUGUUUUAUAACAUUGAGAAUCAUCCGUCCUGGAACGAGAAUGUGACGGAUUACCAUGUGAUUUACAAGAUUGACGACUACACUGAUGUGACCUUGACACAGACCAAUAAGGCUGUUGGAGGCAUGGUCUUGCCUCGCGAUUUUAUCAACGUUCGUCAAUGGCGACGGAUUGGAAAUAGCUACAUGGGAGCCGGCAAAAGCAUCAUUCUAGACGAGUAUCCGGAGCGUCCAGACGUUGUUCGUGGUUGGAACGAAGCAGGAGGCUGGGCAAUGCUCGAAAUCCCCAACAAGCCCCAUCUUUCUUGUCUUGUUUGGGUCAUUAAUACCGAUUUGCGCGGAAAUCUGUCCAAGUGGAUUAUCAACCAGACCAUGUCGGGUGCAAUGCGUGCUUUUGUUGUCGGCCUGAAAAAACGGCUACAGCAACAACAACAGGCGCGGGCCUAACCGCUGGGCCUGAGUGCAUGUUGAUGGAUACUAGUGUUUGUUUGUUUGUUUUGUUGGUUUGGGAUGUGAGUGAGUCUUCUGGGUCAGCCUUUGUUGUGUUGUUUGCUCGCUGUCAAUUUGCCAAUCAUUGUCAUCAUUUUAAUGUGUUAUCCAUUUGUAAGA
Capsaspora owczarzaki ATCC 30864 is the source of this 1923-nucleotide messenger RNA. RefSeq lists its product as hypothetical. Lineage: Eukaryota; Filasterea; Ministeriida; Capsasporidae. The transcript has 8 exons. The record is from RefSeq and is a predicted model, not a curated record. The coding region runs from base 52 to 1761 and encodes 569 amino acids. Gene Ontology annotation, molecular function: lipid binding.